Molecule: messenger RNA, 4599 nt
Organism: Caretta caretta (loggerhead turtle)
Lineage: Eukaryota; Metazoa; Chordata; Testudines; Cheloniidae
Product: lysosomal amino acid transporter 1 homolog
Cellular component (GO): lysosomal membrane
Molecular function (GO): L-lysine transmembrane transporter activity
Source: RefSeq, a predicted model, not a curated record
CCCCCAAGGCCAUCCAGCUCUAUCUGCAAUGUGAUGCCCCAGCCUGCACCACAUUAUGACAAUACAGCUACCAGAGGUCUCAUGGAAGUAUAGAACAAGCCCUGGGAGGGUAAAGCUAAUCCCAAUUUUAUAAUGUCCAUUUAUAAGAUUGGAAAUAUCUGCUAUAUCAAGUCAUCCGUCUGGAUGUGGAGGUUUUUUGAGAGAGAGGAUAUUCAGCAUUGAUAAACGGAUUUGUGGAUUUGCAUGGGGUAAAAACAGAGCCAAAAAUAAACAUCUGAAAUUGAAUCUCAGCACUUGAAUGAUGGCUCCUCAGCUGUAUACACAUGCUUUCAAUAUCUCUUCAGUAGAGAAUAGGAGAUUGUGUAUAAAUGGAACACCAUGGAUUUGGCAUCUCUUGGAAGAAUGUGUAGAAAAUGCGUGGGAGUACUGGAGCGUUGUCAUAGGACUGAUUUCCAUUGUCUGUUUUCUGUUUGCUGCACUACCUCAACUUUAUGUUGCUUAUCAGAAUGGAAAAGUGGACCAAGCACUCUCUCUGGGCUUUUUGCUGUGUUGGAUUGGUGGGGACCUUACAAAUUUCAUAGGCUGUUAUUUAACAAAUCAACUGCCAAUUCAGAUUGUCACUGCCAUCUUUUAUGUUAACAUGGACAUAAUUGUGAUCUCACAGUUUGCCUACUAUAAGCUCAAGAAUCAGAAGACAACAAAAUGCAGCAUAAACCUGAAGAAUUUCUGUGUAACCUGGGUCUUGAUGUGUAUAACAUUGUGUGUAAUUUUACCCAGUCAGCUACUGCUACGAAACCAAGACCAGAGUACUGUGCUGGAAGCUAGCAAGAACACUCUUGGUAUGAUAGAAAUGUCAGGCUUCAUUUGUGGCUAUGUAUCUUGCAUGUUUUACUUGGGAUCUAGAUUUCCCCAGCUGUAUAAAAACAGGCAAGGAAGGAAAACUGCACAUCUUUCAGAGAGGACAGGAGAAGUAGAUCUGAAUCUGAAGGUGGGGGCAGAGUUCCAGAGAAGGUCCACAGAAGGCACAUCUUACCUGCUGUUUGCAUUAGCCAUGAUGGGAAACUGUACUUAUGGACUGAGCCUUGUUUUAAAGAUGCCUGCAGCUAAGGCUCUCAGAAACCUCUACUUUUUACACCAUCUUCCAUGGCUCAUUGGGAGCUUUGGAGUUCUGUUUCUAGAUAUUUUUCCUUAUGAAUUUAAGUGCAACACAUCCACAGAGGAGCCUUGGGGCAGGUCUACAUACAGCCCAGAUCGACACUCUGAGAUUGAUCCAUUAGUGGUCGAUUUAGGGGGUCUAGUGAAGACCCGCCAGAUCAACAGCAGAUCGCUCUCCAGUCUAUCCCUGUAUCCAACCCCUGACGAGAAGAGUGAGGGAUUCCUUGAAAUACAGCCAGCUCUCCUGGACUCCUUUCCCCUUCAAGUUAGUCCCCCAGGGGAUCCUGGCCAUCCGUUCCCUGAGGGAGUCGAAGUCUGCCUCACAGCAGGAGUUUGCCUGGGACUGAUGACUGCACAAUUUAUUAUGUAUCGCAAGCAGAACAAGAGAAGACCCAGUUUAGUGGCAAUGGAAGUGGAACCAUUACUUGUGAACGAAGAGGAUUCCUAACAUCUCUAUGUACUGUUAUUUUUUUUCAAUAAAGUUUACAUUUGGAGGACUUGAAGAUUUUUCACAGAGUAAAGAUUAAAAUUGCAUAGGGACCAAGCUUAUUGUCAGUGGCUUAUUCUUUGUAAUAUUGUGAAGAUACUACAAAAGAAAAUAUUAUUUAAUGUCUACUGUACUGUAAGUGCUAAGAUGGCACAUGUAAUCAACACAUUUUCUUCUGAAUUACCACAGUUUAGUCUUUUGUCUCUUGCAAUGUGUUGUGCUCUACAGUGAGGAGUGCUUUAAAAAUACCUAGAAUAUAUAAUCUCAUGGUAUAUUCCAUAUUGUAAAAUAAUUCAGAAGUGUGCUGGAUAUACUGUUGUAAUUCAGUGCAGAUAUUUUCUCAACCUAGCAAGCUGUUGCGGCAAAAUGUAGUAUAACUAAACUGUAAAUUAUAAGGCCAUCUGAACAUUUUUAAUCCUGCCACCAUAUGUAAACAGCAGGCCUAUAUUUUGUAGAUACACAUAUAUAGCUCAUUAAUGAUAACAUGGAAAUAUGAAGUCACCAACUGAAAUUCACCCAUGUGCCACAAGUCCUCACAAUGCAUAUAUAUCACUUAAGGACAGGUUUCAGAGUAGCAGCCGUGUUAGUCUGUAUCUGCAAAAAGAAAAGGAGUACUUGUGGCACUUUAGUAACAAAUUUAUUUGAGCAUAAGCUUUCGUGAGCUACAGCUCACUUCAUCGUAGCUCAUGAAAGCUUAUGCUCAAAUAAAUUUGUUAGUCUCUAAGAUGCCCAAGUACUCCUUUUCUUUUUUGCAUAUCACGUAAGGUUUUUUUAAGCCUUCAGAAUAGGGUGGUGCAUAGGCCUUGUGUGGGCUCUCCAUACAGGGCUGAAUUUCAUCCACUUCAAGAGGAGAACGAAGCCUUUAAAUGCCUUUAAUUGAGUGAUUUUAAUCCAAAGGCCAAAUUCUGAACGCAUAAGAACAUGUAAUGGGUCUGUUCAUGUAAUUCCCAUUAAAAUAAUUGGGAGCCUCACACACAGUCCAGUAUAGAAUUUUACUCUGUGCAUUUGUUCUCUUCUUGAUGUGUGCACGUUAUUUUCAUUAAGAUAAUACUUGUUUAGUGCAUGUUAUGUGGAAUGUACUUAUAAAUUACUGUAUAUCUACAUUUUGCACAACCUUCCUCUCUUUUCAGCCUUCUGCAUACAUAUGGUCUAAUAAUUAGAAAUUAGAGAUAAAAGACUGAGUGCAUUUUUUUUUCUAAUGAAGGAUUACUGGGAGGUAUGUCUUUAAUUUUAUAUACUUUGAGCAAUAGAGACAAGGAAAAAUAAAUCAUUUUGUCCAAAAUGUGUAUUGAAAAGUAACUAAACUUUUUGCUGACAAAAACUGCCAUAAGAUUGUCAACAAAAAAAUUCUCACCAUUUUAAAAAUCUAAAUCUUGUGUCUCUUCAUAUGGAUUAUUCAGGAUUUUCCUUUUGUAUAAAUUCUGAUAACAGUGUUAAAAGGGACACUUAAUUUGAAACUUAUCCAAUUUAAAAAAUAAUAGUUUCAGUUACUACAUCUGCCCCUGAGUUCCCCUGCUAAAUUUUGUGGUUUUACAUUUUCUAAAUUUUAAAUCCUUUUCUGUCUUGUCACACCUGUAUAAAAUGAGAAAAAAAAUUAACUGUGGGGAUACAGUCUGUACGGUAAGUGCUGUCAAAUGUACAGACUGAAAAUAAAGUUAACUCUGUAACCUUUCACUAGAGUUUAAGUAUUACUUCUAAAAACAUGUUAAGGAUCAAACAAUUUUUAAAUUAAGACAUAAAAUAAUCUUCCAUUAAAGUUGGAAUGAUCUAAUCACUGCAGCAGUAUGUUAUGUGCAAGUUAAAAUCAGUCAUUAGUCCACAAAACCUAAGACUUUGCAGAUAGUAUGAUAAUGUUACAUAUUGUAGGUAGCAUCAAAUAGCAUUGUAUGUACUGUAAAUAGUUGCAACAGUUCUAUAUUGUGUAAUACUGAAUGUGAUACAGUAAAUAUUGACUGGUCAAUGUAAUUAACAUAUCUUUCUUACUCAGCAAUAAUUCUAGGGUUUCUGUUUGUGGUUUUAAAGUUGCAACAACAACUAAGAAAUGCUGAAGUAGUGAGCAAGUGGAAUUAUCCCACUGAGUAUCUUGGAAGUAUUCCUCCAAGUGCUUUUAAGAUACAUACCAGUAUUAGAUUUCAGAGGAACAGCCGUGUUAGUCUGUAUUCGCAAAAAGAAAAGGAGUACUUGUGGCACCUUAGAGACUAACCAAUUUAUUUGAGCAUGAGCUUUCGUGAUGAAGUGAGCUGUAGCUCACGAAAGCUCAUGCUCAAAUAAAUUGGUUAGUCUCUAAGGUGCCACAAGUACUCCUUUUCUUUAUACCAGUAUUAGGCAAUUCUUUCCUUGACUUUAGUGGGGCUUUCUGUGCGCACCUGGGAUCAGUCUGCUUGGAGAAGUUUGCAGCAUCAGGUUCUAAGUGUAUGUUUGAGAUGAGUAUGUAUACUUCCUGAUUUCUUAAACUGUUGGGAGGGUGGGUUAGAAUUUGAUCUUUCCACUGCAUAAAUUCAGAAACAAUUUGUCUCACUUGUAGAUUUAUAUGCUGUAUUUAAGAGAUUAACCAAAAUCUUCCCUUGCUGGUGAUUUAAACCGUAUCUUGUUACUUUUUAAUGCAGUUAACAUUUGUUCUUGUAUCAUUGCUUCAAGGAUUAUCUUCCCUUUUCAUUACAUAUAGUAAUCCUGUUUUGUGUUGUGUGUCCUGAGUUUAUGUUGCUAUGGUUUAUUGAAACAACUAAAUAUAGGUGAUAAACUAAAUCACAGUAAAUUUUGUAAGAAUAUUGAAAGAUAAUGUAACAUCUUAAUAUAUAACAAUAUUAAAUAUUGUCAUUAUUUAUUGUGUGUGCAUGCACAUGUGUAUAUAUUUAGGAUAGUGUAUAGUUUUAAUUGAAUACUUUAGCUUUAAUAAAAAUAGGUGUCAAGGUAAAUCUUUUGCUGUAACUGUUAACCAAAUAAAUAGUUAUUUCUCA